Molecule: messenger RNA, 4949 nt
Organism: Aspergillus campestris IBT 28561
Lineage: Eukaryota; Fungi; Ascomycota; Eurotiomycetes; Eurotiales; Aspergillaceae
Product: vacuolar protein sorting/targeting protein 10
Exons: 2
Coding region: 222-4688 (1488 amino acids)
Biological process (GO): Golgi to vacuole transport; protein targeting to vacuole; Golgi to endosome transport
Cellular component (GO): membrane; Golgi apparatus
Molecular function (GO): protein binding
Source: RefSeq, a predicted model, not a curated record
CAGCUAGUUACAAACAUGCGCAUCAGCAUAUUUGUCGUCAACAACUCAAUCCCUUGGUAUCAUAUCUUAUACUGCGAUUCGAUUGCUUCCUCUGUUCCCCUUUGCAAUUCACAUCAUUUUUCAUUAUCAGUCUAGUGCAACCUUUCUCCACCUGAUACCCUAAAACGAGAAGGAGGCUAGCUACCAGGCAACCUUCUACCAAUGUCCUGUGACCAACUGCCAUGAUUCCGCGAUGGGCUUCCAUAGUGAGCUGCCUCAUACUGGCACUUUUGAUGCAGAUAGGCGCUGCCGCAAAAUCGGAAGAUCAGCUCAAAAUUGAACCAAAAACGCUUAAGCUCGACGAAUCACCCGCCGCGCUUUUCUAUUUCGAAGGCACCGAAACAGUGCUGACCCACCUCUCCGACGGAGAACUAUACCGGUCAUUCGAUGGAGGGAAAGAAUGGGAAGUUGUCGAAACCGAGGGUGCGGCCGUGGGCCCGGUUUUGAUGAUUCGGCAGCAUCCCUUCGACAACAAGAAAGCCUACGCCCUGUCGAUAAAUGGGCGCCACUGGAUCACGACUGAUCAGGCAAAAACGUGGAAGUCUUUUGAAGUCGCGGAUACUCCGGCGUCGUACUUUUCUCCUCUAGUCUUCCACGGUUGGAAUUCCAGCAAAGUCAUCUUGCAGAGCGAUGAAUGCGCCGGCCGAUAUUGCAUUGUGAGAUCGUAUUACACAACGGAUGAUUUCAAAUCAGUGCAUCUCCUUCGUGAGGGUACUGGUGGGUGUGUAUGGGCCGCAGGUGAUCCUCAAUUCGCCGAAAAUCCAGAAACACGCAAGGAGAUUGAAGAUCGCUCUCUUUGCGUGGUCACCGGCUUGAAGAUACCCCUUCCGCAUGCUUACCGUCUUGUAUACUCGGAUACUUAUUUCAAAGAUGAUGGCGGUACAGAAGUGAAGCUACAAGAAGGACGAACAGUUUCGGGCGUCCAAAGUAUUGUAGCAACAGAAAAAUUUCUUCUUGCUGCAGCCAAGUCUAAAGGGACUGAGGAGCUUGCUUUGUACGUCACGACUGAUGCCAACAGCUGGCACCGUGCAGAGUUUGACGAUCACCGGAUUGAAGAAGAUGCAUAUACGGUGCUGGAUGGUACCAACCACAGUCUUCAAGUGGACGUCUUGACAAGCAAAACUAGCGAGAUGGGCGUUCUCUUCACAUCCAACGCCAAUGGCACCUACUUCACCCGUAACCUUGAGCAUACAAAUCGCAAAAAGACAAGAGUCGACUUUAAGCGUAUUGUUGGUAUUGAAGGUAUCAUGUUGGUAAAUACUGUGAAGAACAGUGACGAUGUCAGCUCCGGACGUGAAGAGAAACAGGUCGUUAGUAAAGUUACUUUUGACGAUGGCCGGUCUUUCAAGUCACUGAAAGCUGGCAAGGACGACCUCCAUCUCCAUUCAGUGACCACUACGAAGAACAUUGGACGAUUAUUCUCAAGCGCUACGGCACCGGGGCUAGUGGCCGGGAUAGGAAAUACAGGCAGCCAUCUUACAGAUUUUCUGGAUGGCGACUUCUAUAUCUCAAGUGACGCAGGUGCCACUUGGAAGCUUGCCCUCGAAGGUCCCCACAAAUACGAAUUCGGCGAUCAAGGUGCAAUAGUGGUAGCGAUCGAGGACGGUGAUAAAGUCGACAGUAUCCAAUUUUCUUUCAAUCACGGCAAAGAUUGGAAGACGGCAAAACUUGAGCACAAGAUUCGCCCUGUUACCAUCACGACUGCUCCCAGUCCAGUCAGUUUAAAAUUCAUCGUGAUUGGUGAAUUAGACGGAGGCAAAACCGGGAAGCAUGUUAUAUAUACAUUCGACCUCAAGGAUAUCCGUCAGCGGAAAUGUGAAGAGAAGGAUUUCGAUACUAAAUGGCCGGCUCGAUUCAAUGAAACGGGCGAAUCUAAUUGUGUGAUGGGUCGCAGGCAAUACUUCAAGCGCAGAAAGGCCGAUGCUGAUUGCUUUGUGGACGGAAAACCUGAAGAUUUCGAGGCAUUUUUUGAACCAUGCAAAUGUGGGAUCGAAGAUUUCGAGUGCGAAUACAAACACGAUAAGGAUGGGGAGGGCUGUGUCCUUCCAUCGCUAUCACCUCCGGCAGGUGAAUGCAAGGAUCCAUCUGACACAUAUAUGGCCCCUUCGGGCUGGAGGUUAAUUCCGGGCAAUGCUUGCAAUCGAGAUGGUGGCAAGAAUCUCGACGAAGAAAUCCAAAAGUCGUGCAACGGGACUGAGAGUAAACCGCCAUCCGGAGUUGUUGAGCCAAAGAAGAGUCGCUUCGAUAAAGCCGUUGGGGCAUAUGUUUAUCUGGAACGCCAGCCGACAAACCGAGGAGACGAUGAGGCCAUUGUAUUGCUUACCAUGGAUGCCACGCUUCACAUCUCAGUCGACCACGGUAAAGAGUGGCAACAGCCUGCACGCAUCAAAGGGAAGAAGAUUAUUACAAUCGCUUCGCACCCCUACAAUAGUGAGGCUGCCUUCUUUCUCACAUCCGGGACUGAGGGAUUCUAUACUGUCAACCGUGGGCAAAGCUUCGAGGUCUUUGAAGCGCCGAUUCCUCCAGUCAAAGAUAGCCAGAUUCCCACCCUUACAUUCCAUCCGCAGUACCCUGAUCGGCUGAUCUGGAUGGGAGGGGUGGACUGCCCCUCCAUCAACUGCCAUUCCGAUGCUUAUUAUAGCGAUAAUCGUGGCCAUGACUGGAAACUUCUUCUUCGCUAUGCUAAGAAAUGCGAGUUUGGGUCUAGAGAGAAUCUUGCUGAAAGCAUGAAUCUCAUAUUUUGCGAACAGCAUCGGGAUGAAAACGCUGCCAACAAACAGAUACGGCUCCUAUCCAGCGACGACUUCUUCACGAGUCCGCCAAAGGAAGUUUUCGACCUAGUUUAUGAUUAUGCCACCAUGUCCGAGUUUAUCAUUGUGGCUUCUCCCGACCCGAACGACCCGAAAUCUUUAGCUGCUAGCGUCAGCGUGGAUGGCAAGACCUUCGCAGGGGUUAAGUUUCCCCCGAAUGUCCAGGUGCCUGAACAAAAAGCGUACACUGUCCUCGACAGCUCUGGCCAUGCCGUGUUCCUACACGUGACAGUGGGUAACGUCGAUGGGGGUAGAUACGGCUCCAUAAUCAAGAGCAACAGCAAUGGCACUACUUAUGUUCUCAGCCUUGCAGCAGUGAGUCAAAGUGAUGAAGGCUACGUUGAUUUUGAGAAGAUACAGGGCAUGGAAGGGGUGGCACUUGCAAACAUUGUCAGCAAUACAGACGCGGUAUCAAAGGGUGCCCCGAAAGCGAUUAAAACGAUGAUCACCCACAACGAUGGAGCACAGUGGGCGUUGCUGCCCCCUCCCCUGAAAGACGCCCGAGGCAAGCCUUUUGAAUGCUCUACAAAGAGUGUAGAAGAGUGUUCUCUCAAUCUCCAUGGUUACACAGAACGCAAAGAUGAGAGGGACACGAUGUCCUCAGGCUCCGCAAUUGGCCUCAUGAUGGGCAUGGGCAACGUUGGCAGUCAGCUGGCUGGCACAGAAGAUGCAGACACCUUUCUUACAACCGACGGAGGAUUCACAUGGAAAUUCGUCAAGAAAGGAAAACAUAUAUAUGAAUUCGGCGACGCCGGCUCCGUCAUUGUGAUUGUGCCUGACUUCAACACCACCAAGGUUCUAUAUUAUAGUACCGAUGAGGGCGACAGCUGGGAAGAGUUCGCUUUCUCAGAUGUGGACAUGUACAUUGACGACAUCACCACAGUGCCUUCCGAUACUUCGAAGAAAUUUCUCCUCUGGGGCAGACAUACGGAUUCCAGCGACCUAGUCACCGUCAACAUUGACUUUAGCGGACUCCGUGACAGACCGUGCUCUCUGGAUGAGACCAAAGAAAAUGACGAUUACUAUCUCUGGGAACCGAAACACCCUUUCCAGGAGGAUAACUGCCUCUUUGGUCAUGUUGAGCAGUACCAUCGCAAGAAGACGUCAGCCCAGUGCUGGAAUGGAUGGAAAGAGCCACAUGUCCACAGUAUCGGAAACAAUUGCACCUGUACCCGGGCUGAUUUUGAAUGUGAUUACAACUAUGAGCCUCAAAAUGAUGGUAGCUGUGCUCUCGUUCCCGGGCUGCCCAUGCCCGAUGCAAUGGCUAUCUGCAAGGAAGACCCGGACAGGAUCGAAUAUUGGGAACCAACGGGUUACCGACGAAUUCCGCAAACGACAUGCGUGGACGGUCAUCAAAAGUACGACCAAAUAAUUUCCAAACCAUGCCCUAGCAAGGAAGAGGAGUACCGAAAGAAACACGGAAUAAGCGGAGCCGGUCUAUUCUUCGCAAUCGUCAUACCGGUUCUUGUUGCGGGCGCAGCCGGUUACUUCGUCUACACCAAAUGGGAUGGCAAAUUCGGCCAAAUUCGCCUUGGCGAGAAUACCGGCGCUUCUCAAAGACUGCUGUCGCGGGAUUCCUUGCUCGUCACUGUCCCAAUUGCAGUCAUCGCCGGCAUUGUGGCCGUCGCUCGCGCCAUUCCACUCCUCGUCUCCAGCCUCUGGCGCAGUGCUAGUGGAUAUGCGCAGGUCGGACGCGGUAGAUCUCACGGUUACUCAAGGCCAUACGCAUCCCGAGGCUCCUUCGCAGCCCGGCGGGGCGAUUAUGCCAGCGUUGUCGACGACGAGGACGAGCUUCUCGGUGUGGAGGAUGCCUCCAUUGACGAAGAUGAUGAGCCGUAGCGGUAUUUGUCAAUUUGGCUAGUCUAACGUGACACAAUACCCCCUGCGUUGUAACAAGACGAUCGAGUCUGAUAUACCUGGUUUUCCGCUUCUCAGUUGAGACGGAUAUCCGGACUAGUGAUUGGGCGUUUUUUUGUUGCUUGAUGGAGAACAUUAUAUAAUGAUGGAGAUGACAGACGAUUGGGAAAGCGAGUAUACCUGAAGAUGUAACAAUUAUGAUGGAUUUGAACGAUUAGUGUUAGAAUGUGCUUUAUCCUUCUC